Molecule: messenger RNA, 2670 nt
Organism: Colossoma macropomum (tambaqui)
Lineage: Eukaryota; Metazoa; Chordata; Actinopteri; Characiformes; Serrasalmidae
Gene: slc7a14a
Product: solute carrier family 7 member 14a
Biological process (GO): transmembrane transport; amino acid transport
Cellular component (GO): plasma membrane
Molecular function (GO): amino acid transmembrane transporter activity
Source: RefSeq, a predicted model, not a curated record
AUGAGUCGGAUCCUGGCAAAGCUGGACCCUCGGCGAGUCCAGUGGUCAGCCUUCAGCUCCCGAAUCCUCCGGACCAAACCUGUAGAGUCCAUGCUGGACAGCUCGGCUAGCACAGCAGGCACAGGUCCACACGGCACCAGGCUGGCGCGAGUGCUGACCACAGUGGAUCUAGUCUCUCUGGGAGUGGGUAGCUGUGUUGGCACCGGCAUGUAUGUGGUCUCCGGGCUGGUUGCUAAGGAAAUGGCCGGCCCAGGGGUCAUCGUGUCUUUCAUCAUCGCCGCUGUGGCCUCCAUACUGUCAGGUGUGUGUUAUGCUGAAUUCGGUGUGCGGGUGCCAAAGACCACAGGCUCUGCCUACACCUACAGCUAUGUGACAGUGGGCGAGUUUGUGGCGUUCUUUAUCGGCUGGAAUCUGAUCCUGGAGUACCUGAUUGGCACGGCGGCGGGAGCCAGCGCCCUCAGCAGCAUGUUUGACUCUCUGGCCAAUCACAGCAUCAGCGGCUUCAUGAUCAGCCAUGUAGGAACCCUCAAUGGACUGGGUAAAGGUGAGCAGUCGUACCCAGAUAUUCUGGCCCUGGUCAUUGCUAUCCUGGUCACAGUGAUUGUGGCUCUGGGGGUGAAGAACUCUGUGGGCUUCAACAAUGUCCUGAACGUCAUCAACCUAAUGGUGUGGGUCUUCAUAAUGAUCGCAGGACUUUUCUUCGUCAGUGGAGCAAACUGGGACGAAGGACGAUUUCUGCCAUUCGGCUGGUCAGGGGUGAUGCAGGGUGCUGCCACCUGCUUCUAUGCCUUUAUUGGGUUUGACAUCAUCGCCACGACAGGAGAGGAGGCGAAAAGCCCGAACACGUCCAUCCCGUACGCCAUCACCGCAUCACUGGUCACCUGCCUGACCGCAUACGUCUCUGUGAGUGUAAUUCUCACUCUAAUGGUGCCGUACACGGAGAUCGAUGCUGACGCUCCGCUGAUGGAGAUGUUCUCUCGGCACGGCUUUCAGGCAGCCAAAUACAUCGUGGCCAUCGGCUCCAUCGCUGGACUGACCGUCAGCCUGCUGGGGUCACUCUUCCCCAUGCCCAGGGUCAUCUAUGCCAUGGCUGGAGACGGUCUGCUGUUCAGGUUCUUGGCCCAUGUGAGCACUUACACAGAGACUCCAGUCGUGGCCUGCAUCGUGUCUGGGUUUCUUGCUGCCCUGCUGGCUUUGCUGGUCAGUCUGCGUGACCUGAUCGAGAUGAUGUCCAUCGGCACCCUGCUGGCCUACACUUUAGUGUCGGUGUGCGUGCUGUUGCUUCGCUACCAACCCGAGAGUGACAUCCACGGCUUCGUCAACUUCCUGUCUGAGGAGAACGCCAAGAGGAAGGGGGAGGGGGUGCUGGCCGAAUGUGAGAAGGAUGCAUGUUCUCCGGUUAGUGAAGGCGAAGAGUAUGGAGGUCCUCCGACCAACACCUGUGGGGCCAAGAAUCUGCCAUCGUUGGGUGACAAUGAAAUGCUGAUUGGCAAGUCGGACAAAUCCAGCUACACCGCUAGCCAUCCAAACUACGGUACAGUGGAUAUGUCCUCGGGCAUCGAGUCGGACGAGACGGAAAGUGUCUACCUUCAGAAGCUAAAGAAGCUAAUGGGGCCUCGCUACUACACCAUGCGAAUCCGCUUAGGUUUGCCAAGCAAAAUGGACCGACCGACGCCAUCUACUGGCCGAACAGUCACCCGCUGCGUUCUCCUCCUCUUCUUCCUUAUCUUUGGCUUCUGUUCACUCAUCAUAUUCGGUGCGAGCUGCAUUGCAGAGGGUCGCUGGUGGGCCAUAGUGCUGCUAGUGUUGCUAGUGCUGGUCAUCACGUUGCUAAUCUUCAUCAUCAUCCAGCAGCCUGAGAACCCCAAGCGUCUGCCCUACAUGGCGCCCUGCGUGCCCUUCGUCCCAGCAUCCGCCAUGUUGGUCAACGUGUAUCUUAUGCUUAAGCUGUCCAGCAUCACCUGGAUCCGCUUUGCCGUCUGGUGUUUUGUGGGUGUGUUGAUCUACUUCGGCUACGGGAUGUGGAACAGCACCCUGGAGAUCACUGCCUUGGAGGAGGAAGUCCAUGCUAGCACGUAUCAGCGCUACGACAUGGGAGUGGACGACAACUUCGCUGUGGAUGAUGACCUUUACCCCUCAGGCAGAGGCUGGAGACCCCAGAGCCAGGGGGCCAAGCUCCAGUCGAACCGGGAGAACGGGGACCCCAAGGAGGCUCCGACAGACGGCCUGGACAGUCUAGAGAACCACAGGACCUCCUCAUCCCACAGCAGAGCCAAAAGCAAAGGCGGGAAAUCUGGCCCGGGCUUCGAGGCGCUGGUGGUGGACGACGAUUUGGACGACCCGCUGGAAUGAGAAUGUAACCCUGAAUGUACUCGUGUGUCCACAGAACAUGCAGAAACCCUUGGGCUAGAUGGUUACCUCUCCACAGCAAAGUCUCACUUUUAUUUCACUUCGUUUUUUUUUCUUUUUUUUUUUGCUGUUGUUCUUCACUGACUGGGAUCACAAGUUUCUCCUCCAACUACACCUGCAUUUUCUUUGCACAUUAUAAGAUUCUUAUCACGUAAUGUGUGCUUACUCCAAAGACGGAGGCGCUCUUCACUUUCCUUUACGUUCUACAUUUGCCUUUCCUUACAACUGCCACCAAACUCUCGUCUGAUCUCCUCAGAUUCA